GUAGGUCUUGCACCUCUACUGCGUCCGCUUCCUCGUCUUCAACAUCAGUCGCUGCGUCACCUCCUAGUCAAACUACGAUCAUGACAGCUACACCUACAACAGUAGGAGCACCAAAAACCGUCCGCAUGCGAACGCAGCUCGCUCUACUUCGCCAGCAACAGGUUGGGCAUUCUUUGCAGUCGACCGAUAGACAGGUAUAUCCGGGAAUACCCUUGAGAGACCUGAUUCCUGACCUGUGUGCUACGAACCGAGUAGUAGAUAUAGCUGCGAAUUUGGUUUACCAGUGUCUCGACGUCUUCGAAGGUGGAUCGGGGUACGAUAGGAUGGGCUUGAUGUUUCGCGUACACGGAUUCUCCUACUUGCAAAGACCGGAUGAAAAGAAACUUUAUGAUUUACGAUUUUGAUUUUCUUGCGAUGAUGUGUCCACCCACAACUUCAUUGUUUGUUCGAGCAGAGUCUUCUCUCCUAUGUACUUUUAUUGCACUUUAGCUAACAAGCGCAAGCCCUAUCACCCUCAACGUAUAAUUGCCACGUGCCCUCCUUCAUACUGCAGAGCAGCUUUACUCCGACUUGUACCAGACCUGUAGUUUGCUGCUCGAGCCGCACUGCAUCAAGCCUGGCGCGGAGAACCUCUUUGCCGUCCUCUCUCCUGACAUCUUAGAUCGGGCAGCGCCGUUCCUGAGAAAAGUUCGCAGGGAUAAGAUACGAGAUAUGCUGCUUCAUGGGAUUAUGAAGGAUCAGGAUGUCCAUCAUUCUUUCUUGUUGAGCAUAGAUUUUUACGGCAUUGCUCCUAAUCAUGCCCGGCUCUUUCUGCUUCAAAAAUUUUUACGUCAAACGCUCCUAAGCCUCUAAUCCCCUGUCUCGCUAUAUGCUGUUGAACCGCGAGGCGAUGCAGAGCCUUGACUGGGACAAAGUGUGGACCAUCGUGGGAACGCGUCACUUCUUGGAACUAGUCGAACGAUUCCAGGUAGACCUGAAUGAGCAGAGGAUACGACGGGCGACCUCCUCAAGGAACUCAACAUUGAUGCCAGGAGGUCCCUUGCGUUAAGGGCUUUGGAAUUACAUCCCGCACUGUCAUCCUUGGCUUUUCGUUUCUAGAAGAGAAUAAGAAGCCAACUGUCAUCCUUGGCUUUUCGUUUCUAGAAGAGAAUAAGAAGCCAAGGAAGUUGGAGAUGUUUGAGGAAUCUAGAAGCCUCUAAGUAGAAGUGGAGACAGUGGAUGCCAUGUUGCACGUUCUGUUGAACCGGAAGCCAAUGAGCGUUUUCCAGGCGAUAUCAUUGUUAAGGCUACCAAGCGAGCAUCCCCCUACAGCAUGAUCCUUGGCCUCAUUUUCAAGAGGGAAAUGGGUCCAGGGAUGGUCUCAGGGAUGCACGUUGGUAGCUCUAACAUUGAGCUUUGCCGUGAGGGAGGAGCACGAUGGCUUUGCCGAAAGUGCUGGACCUCCAACAAGCAAAAAUCUCCUCUGCCAGCCUCUUCUUCCCGGCUCCGCUCACUCCUUAGGGUCGCUGUUGGAGAGGGUUUUGCACCAGAAAAGUGAACACUUGCUGAGGAAAUUCUUCUACCAUUUAGUGAACGACACAGGAGACGAAUCGCUGUUUCAUGAAGCCGUGCAAGCUUGUAUACUAGAUCGCUGUCCUAUCACUGGGUUUGCGAGGUCUACGUGGGCUGCGGAAGUAGUAGAGAGAAUCGGCAAAGAGAGUAGACCACGAAGACUAGGUCUACUCGACCAUGAUGCCAGAAACGACACCAGCUUGGCGGGAACAUUUUCUCUUGCACCUUCAAUUUUUGAAGGAGCAAAAGAGACGUUUUUGGAAGGCGAAGAGGAUGACGCCUGUGGCCAUUUUGGUUUUGAGGAGGAGCAAGAUAUUUUCCAACGGCAAGGAACACUUGUACAUCAUGAGCAUUCAUGUAUGCCCCAGAUGAUUGAUGUAUCGUCCACGAGGACGCCGGGAGUAAAACAUGGAAAAACUGCCACAAGCACAUCAAGAAUGCAGCAAGAAGUGAAAAAGCUGCUCGACGAAGAUUCCGUCAUUAACGACAUCACCACAGAGCUCAGGCUUUUGGACGGUGCUGAUGGACCACGAAUUGCGUACAGAGCUCGGUCCAGGACUGUCCCAAUGAGCGCUCUUCUGGAUCGUGGAGAAGAAGAUGAUGUAGAAGUAGAUAGGGGAAUCGGAACCAUGAUGGCAGAAGCAGAUAGGGGAAUGGAAGAGCCUGUGCAUGUACCUUGGGUGAACAAAAGCGGUAGUAUCUUGUCCUCGAUGAUGGAAGAUUUGGAUAUCGAGGAGGAUAGAAAGACGAAGAAUCAAAGGGCUCAUCCAGAGCAGCAUGCGUCGUUUUUCCCACGAGAGCUCCGUGACGAACAGAUCUUCUUCGUCGAGAGUGCGGCUCAAUUGUCUGCCAUGCGGAAGGUCCUGUUGGAGGACCUGACUUCUAGAAGUCCUGGCGUUUCUUCUACAUUAAGGGUAGGUUAAGCGUGUUUUCUACAUUAAGGGUAGGUUAAGCGUGUUUUUGUUAUAAGGAACAGUCAAGAAACCACUAACAACCCAACAACAAGCUAGACCAGCGGGUAGAACUCGUCAGGAAAAUCCUAGGCAGAUCGCCGAAUAGAUUCAAAUCAUAAAGGGCAGGUUAAGCGACGCCUUUUGUUGCCGUUCGCCCUGCCUUCCCCCUCGCUAACAGCAAGUACUCGACCAGCAGGGCAAGAUCAAGAUCUACCUUUCCUCGCUCUCGCCUCCGAGACAAGCUACGAUGCGGCUAUAUCUGUGCUUACGAUCACAAGUGA
This is a messenger RNA of Amoebophrya sp. A25, 2785 nucleotides long. The record is from the annotation of a GenBank genome assembly. NCBI's taxonomy places the organism in Eukaryota, Dinophyceae, Syndiniales, Amoebophryaceae.